CACGAGGUCCAGGAAAAAUGGAACCCUCGGAGGUACCACUCAGUACCAGCGAAAAGGAUUACUCCAAUCCGCAACUGCUGCAUCGGUAUCUCUCUCAAGAGGAUGUCGAACACCUGCGCGAAUUGUUCAUCAAACGAAAACAGCUAGCACCGGAAGAAUUGCGCGCGGAGCUACUGAAAGUGUCCGGUGUGCAGUUCAGUGAUGAAGAAUUCGAAACGCUGUUUAUGAAAAUCAAUACUAAUCGAGAUAAUUUCUGUCAAUGGGAUGAAUUGGUUAGUUAUCUGAUUCUAGGAUAUCAAAACGAUGAUCCACUCGCGGUACAAGAAUCGCUAGAUCUACCAAUUUCAUCGGAUUUAAGUUUAAAACUUGGACGGCAAACCUAUCCAGUGUCUAAAAUCGAAUACAGCCCAUUUGUGUCGUAUGAUGGUACAGUGAACUGGUCUCAAGGUUCGUGGAUAACGUCGACCCGGGAAGCUGUUAUCAAUUUCUGGAAGCGUGAUUGGAAACACGAAAAAACUGGAAAAGCCUUUAGCGUUGAUUUGAAACGUGCCAAAACAAUGCUUUUAGACACAGCAGUGCUUCCCGAUCAAUACACUUUCUGCGUAGCUUGUUUGGAGUGCGAACUUCGCUUCUACGACAUCAUCGCAUCUGGAUUUACCUUAAAAACUAUCGUCAACAGAAUACCGAAUGCUAUAAAUACUCUGUUUUACUACUUUGGGUCAAACUCCAGAAGCAAACUUCUGCUAGGAGACUACAUAGGGUUCGUACGAAUUAUAGAGUUUUAUCCGGAGAAAAAAGAACCGUUCAAGUUUGACGCAGGUUCCUCAGUCACCAAAAUGAGCUUCCGUGACUUGUUAGGUCGUCAUUGCCCUCAAAUGGUUUGCAUUGACUAUGGUCGAUUGUUACCGGAUAUUGUGCGACAAAUUCACUUUGUCGAGGAGACCAAUUCAAUUAUGGCAUGUUCGGAAAAUGAUCCACUCGUUCCACAAAAUCAACGAAAUAAACUACAAAAGUCGCUGGUGAUUCAGCACUGGGUAAAUCGUGAUAAAAGAACUGAGUUCAAAGUUCCAAAGGGUGUUACCUGCUUUGCGUACGAACACGUAAAGGACUUAGUGGUUACCGGGGGUCCAGACGGGCAGCUAAGAUUGUGGGACAGUCGACGUCCUGAGACGCCAACAGUGACUCUUCCCGGACACAACGCUGGAGUCGCAUUCGUUUUCCUUCAAGAUGAAGCCCAGAAGAUAUAUAGCAUGGAUCAGAAAAAGAUCGUUAAGAUUUGGGAUGUGCUAAACCGAAUAUUGAUUCAAACGUAUAACGGUUUUGCAAGUAACCUAUACAAAACAGUACCAGCUUGUGCUUUGUACAGUGAUUCAAACCGGGAACUGCUUAUUGGAGCGAACAAAGUAUUAUCUGCAACUUGCUGUCCCAAAAUACCGUUGGAGGUUACCGAUGGUGAAAGUCACACUCAACCAAUUUCGGUCCUUCUAUAUAACCCUCUAUUCAAAGUUGUGAUCAGCUGCGGUCUGGAUAGUUUCAUAAUCGUAUGGGAUCACACGAUCAAUCGAAAACUGACAGUUAUAACCAAUGCCCACACACAAAUUAUCAAUGGUUUACAGGAAAAAGUGCAAAUAACUACCGCCUGCUUCGAUCCGAAACUGCAGCUGCUACUCACCGGUGCCCGCGAUGGAACUAUGAAAAUCUGGAACUUUAACAGUGGUACCCUUAUGAGCUCAAUGAGCAUCGAACAGGAUUGCGAAGUAACCGCCGUAUUUUGGGAACCUACCAGUAUUCUAGCAAUGGGUUGGAAUUACGUUGUUUGUGAGUUUCCCGUUGGUCAAUCCGGAAUGGACUUUCCCAGCAAUGUCGAAUGGCAAAAGCUUCAUUCGGAUGAUAUUCUCUGUGCUGCAGUAACUCACAGUGAACCCAAAGCAAUGGCUACCUGUAGCUAUACGGGUGAAUUGAUUUUUUGGAUGUUACAAACAGGACAACCGUAUCGCAGAUUUGACGCCGCCAAACCAACGAUAAAAAUUCCAGUUAAUUUUCUACGCAAGAAAGCUCCCACAGCUCCCCCACGAAGAACAACCCGGGUAUCUAUUUUUCAACCUCAGGAUCAUUGGAAACACCGUAGAUUGACGCAGAUUGUGAUGCCGGUGACGGUUGAACAGUUGAGACAAUUAACCAUUCAUAUGUUGUUAUUUCUGGAAACUCGACCAAUGCACCCGGAGUAUGGAACACUUUUCGCAUCUUUGGAUACUGGAACCAUACAAGUUUAUUCUCAUCAUCCGGAUGGAGGUUACAUGGGUGGUUUCCGAACCAGCCACAUGGCAGGAGAUCGAGUAGUUACUAUGACAACGGAUGCAGAAAACCGAUUCCUUUUCACGGGAUCGUAUCUAGGAUAUUUGAAAAUUUGGCUAAUAGAAAAUUAUCUCAUACCGGAAAGUAAACAGUCAAAAAUAAACCGUGCUGCCUUUAGACUACAAUUUUCAUUCUUGCGAGAAGACAUUAUACCUGGUCGAGCGAAACGUUCGGUAACCAAUCAAGCUAACCCAUGGUUAUUUAAUUCAUACCAAGCUCAUAGAAAUUGCAUCACCGCUUUGGUUUUCAUCGACUCUACGAAAAUUGUUAUAAGCGCCAGCAGCGACAGAACCAUUCGUAUGUGGUCCCUCAAUGGCCGCUACAUCGGACUGUUUGGUAGUCCGGUGAAAUGGACUAUGCUCGAUCCGGAUGUCCCCAUCCCAACUGAUUAUCUGUUUCGAAUACCUCCGGAUCUUCAACGGGAGGUUAGUUUUACCACGGCUCAAGUUCUGCGCGGUGGUGAGCGCGUAAUUAAAUUCAAGAGCCGCAUUCUGCAAGAAGCCAGCGAGCGCCGUCGCACGGAAGCAAUCGAGACUUACGGAAAACCCCUUGAGGAACCCAUCUUGAAUGCUAAGAAUUUCCCCUUCAUGCAGCGAUCCGGUUACGUUCCGGAUCCGAAGAUGGAUUUUUCAUUCCGGGUGGCUCCAAUUUUCGAACACUUAAGCAUUCAAAAUAUAGUUCGCUUGCAACAUAUUGACACCGAGAGUGCACUCAGAAAAAUAAAGGAGCUUGAUUUUUCCCAAGACGGAGACCGAAUCGAUUCGUACCAGGAGAAAGAUCAGAACACAUUGCAAUGAUACUGCCUUGAUGAGAGCUCAUUAUACUAGUGUUAGAUUCGUAGAAAAUUUGCAAUAAAGCUGUAGAUUGUAGAAUUAUUCUUACACUUGAUAAACCGUCAUGGUUCAGUACCGAAAUGAUUCAUAAAAUUAUGCUUUUGCAGAAAUCGAGCAAAAUAACCUUCGAUGUUAAUUGAAUAAACUUACAGACUUUCUUAGUAUUGAUUAAAAACACUAAAUUCCGCCAGGCUUUGGAUGAUAAGCUACAGGUCGCAU
Messenger RNA from Malaya genurostris, 3407 nucleotides. It is a transcript of the gene WDY, whose product is annotated as WD repeat-containing protein on Y chromosome. The coding region runs from base 18 to 3152 and encodes 1044 amino acids. The record is from RefSeq and is a predicted model, not a curated record. The transcript is spliced from 5 exons. Lineage: Eukaryota; Metazoa; Arthropoda; Insecta; Diptera; Culicidae. Gene Ontology annotation, molecular function: protein binding.